AUGACGUCAUUGUUAUCGGCUCGAUCUAGGAAACCAAUAGAUGAGGCGGCCAUAACUUGGUGGAAUCUUAAUGAAAAUUCAAAAAAUGCAAGUCCUAAAAGAGUUGAAACGGCAACGAAAUCAACAAAUACAGAAAGUGAAUUUAUUACAAAAAUAAAAGCUAAUCCAAAAGAAAUAGUUCUUCAAAAAUGGAGGGAAAGACAUUCAAAAGCAAAUUACGAACUCGUAAGAAAGGCAGUUAUUAAUUCGAUAAAAGAAAAAAUUCAAAAUACAAAGCAUAGAACUAUCGCUUCUAAUUUAAGUAACAUUAAAGAAGAUAAUGCAAAAACAUUGCCUACUAUUAUAAUAACGAAUGCGGAUGUCGAGGAGACAUCAAAUUUGAAUAUGGACAAAAAGCAGCGAAGGAAUUUGGACUCUGUUUUCGAUGACUUGAGGGUUGAAGGUUUUGAGGGUGAUGGGUUAGACGUCGGUCACGCGAGCAGGUUUCAGAUGGAGCUAGGUAGUGAGGUGGCACAGUAUAGGCCUUUGGCUCGAGACGCUAGGGCGGGCGCGGCGGAAAUACGCGGGCUUCUAGACAUGCCGGUAAGUUUUGUUAACUUUGUAACGUUAUAA
Messenger RNA from Pieris macdunnoughi, 612 nucleotides. The record is from the annotation of a GenBank genome assembly. Lineage: Eukaryota; Metazoa; Arthropoda; Insecta; Lepidoptera; Pieridae.